UUUCGUCUGCUCUCUGCAGCUCUCUGCUGACUGCUCUAUUUGGACUAAAUUGGUUAACAGUCCAAGAAAUCCAUGAAACUUGUUACACAAACACAAGCUCGAGAAAGUUGUCAAUGUUUUUUAUUUAUGAAAAACUCUUCCAACGAUAAAUCGUCUUUCAGACAUGGACGAAACGGAUAAUCAGACCCCGGAGAAGGAAAUCCAAACAAAGAGACCUAGUCAAAAUAAAAGACGAACCGAGGCUCGACGAAAAGCUUUUGAGGAAAUGCGGCUUAAUCCGGGGAAAACUAUACCACUUCCACCACCUAGACGACGAAGGAAAAGAAAGAAAAAGAGUAAUGUUGUGUCUAAUAUCUUUGCUAGGGAUAAUAAUGUUGUGCCCAAACAAGAAGUGCCAGUGCAGGUGAAGGAGGAAACUUUUACGGAUGUCAGUAUUUCGCCUAAAACUAAAGGAAUUUCUUGCCAAGAAAGUUUUCUUGCUUUUCUAAAAAAGUGGUUGGAUGAUAAAAAUAUUUCUACCGCGAAGACAGAAGAUCCCGAAGUGAUUUUGCCCAAGGAAAAAAUCGAAGAAAUGGACGAUGAGGAAAACUAAAGCAAAUUACUUUUAAUAAUUUUCUUUUAUUUCUUAUUUAUUACUUUGACAAUGACUUAUUAUUUACAACUAUUUUCCAUUAAAAUGUAAAUAUAAGUAUGUAUUGACUUUAUUUUAUUAUUUAAAAUAUAUACAUAUUUUUUCAACAGUAAAGUGUAAAAAAAUUACAAUCUUCAAAAAGUCUAAUUUAAAUGAUGUGUACGAAUUAUUGUAUAAUAAUUUUAUUUUUUAUCAUUUCUGAUUUCAUUCUUUUAAACUGCAAAAUUUUAUAGUUUUGAUUUAUUUCUAUUUUCAUUACAGGGU
Molecule: messenger RNA, 895 nt
Organism: Leptopilina heterotoma
Lineage: Eukaryota; Metazoa; Arthropoda; Insecta; Hymenoptera; Figitidae
Exons: 2
Coding region: 164-592 (142 amino acids)
Source: RefSeq, a predicted model, not a curated record